Messenger RNA from Linepithema humile (Argentine ant), 3125 nucleotides. RefSeq names its product cleavage stimulation factor subunit su(f) (gene su(f)). Gene Ontology annotation, molecular function: protein binding; mRNA binding. Gene Ontology annotation, biological process: mRNA 3'-end processing. Gene Ontology annotation, cellular component: nucleus. Lineage: Eukaryota; Metazoa; Arthropoda; Insecta; Hymenoptera; Formicidae. The record is from RefSeq and is a predicted model, not a curated record.
CGUGUCGCAUGCUUCGCCCUUCCAUUUGCAACAGUGUGUUCCACGGUUUUACGUUGCCGCAUCGCAACGUAUUGUAUGGCAUUUUACUCAUUAUACUGCAUCGUCCGCAUUCUGCUGCAUUCGUUUGAGUUGUAUUCGUAACAAUAUUGUGUAGUAAGUAAUCGGGGAAAUUUAAUUUGUUCGGUUUCGUGCGCGAAUAUUUUGUAGAACGUGUAUAUCACCGGCUACGAUUAGAGAAAAAAAUGGCAGAAGAGAAAACAGAGUUCGAUUGGGGAAAUGAAAAAUUACAACGUGCUCAGAAGACUGUCGAUGAAUCAUCGUAUGAUUUAGAGGCAUGGAGCAUUCUUAUAAGAGAAUCACAAAACAGACCUAUCACGGAAGUGAGACCAGUAUUCGAGAAACUUGUUUCCGUUUUCCCAUCAGCUGGACGUUAUUGGAAAAUUUACAUAGAACAAGAGAUGAAAAUGCGGAACUUUGAAAAGGUGGAAAAGCUUUUCCAAAGGUGCCUCAUGAAAAUAUUAAAUAUUGAAUUAUGGAAAUUGUAUCUUUCUUAUGUCAAAGAAACCAAAGCGAGUCUAACCACGUAUAAAGAAAAAAUGGCACAAGCAUAUGACUUUGCGUUAGAUAAAAUCGGAAUGGACAUACAUUCCUACAGCAUUUGGAAUGAUUACGUUAUGUUCUUGAAGAGCGUGGAAGCCGUCGGAUCAUAUGCCGAAAAUCAGAAAAUUAGUGCUGUGCGAAAGGUUUAUCAACGAGGUGUUAUUAAUCCUAUGAUAAAUAUGGAGCAAUUAUGGAAGGAUUACAUGUUAUUCGAACAGAACAUUAAUCCCAUAAUCGCGGAGAAAAUGGCCAUCGAAAGAUCUAGAGACUACAUGAAUGCAAGACGGGUCGCGAAAGAAUUGGAAGCGGUCACGAGAGGUCUGAAUAGGAGUGCGCCUAGUGUCCCGCCGACUGGUCAUCCAGAAGAAGUUAGACAGGUCGAAUUAUGGAAGAAAUACAUCGCAUGGGAACGCAGUAAUCCUUUAAGAACGGAAGACACAUCGCUCGUCGCUCGCAGAGUCAUGUUUGCAAUCGAACAAUGUCUUUUGUGUUUGGGCCAUCAUCCCGCGGUAUGGCAUCAAGCGGCGCAUUUCUUAGAGUUAAGUUCUAAGAUAUUGACGGAGAAAGGUGACGUGAAUGCGGCUAAGAAUCUCAGCGACGAGGCUGCUACUAUGUUUGAACGAGCGACAAACACAUUGUUGUCGAAGAAUAUGUUGUUGUACUUCGCGCACGCGGACUUUGAAGAGGGUAGAGUGAAAUAUGAGAAAGUGCAUCAAAUAUAUCAAAAGUUCCUGGAUAUACCUGACAUAGAUCCCACCUUGGCGUAUGUGCAAUAUAUGAAAUUUGCAAGAAGAGCCGAAGGCAUAAAGUCUGCGAGGACGGUGUUCAAACGAGCACGAGAAGACAUUCGCUGUAAACAUCAUGUUUACGUUGCUGCUGCAUUAAUGGAAUAUUACUGCACGAAAGAUAAAAACAUAGCAUUCCGCAUUUUUGAAUUAGGUUUAAAGAAAUUUGGGGACAAUCCUGAUUAUAUACUUUGCUACAUAGAUUAUUUGUCACAUUUAAAUGAGGAUAACAAUACAAGAGUUCUUUUCGAGAGAGUAUUAUCGUCUGGUAGCUUAGAGCCAGAAAAAUCAGUAGAUAUAUGGAACCGUUUCCUGGAAUUCGAAUCUAACAUCGGCGAUCUAGCUAGUAUCGUCAAAGUCGAGAAGAGACGGAGUGCAGUAUUAGAAAAGAUUAAAGAGUUCGAAGGCAAAGAGACUGCUCAAUUAGUGGACAGAUACAAAUUCUUAGAUUUGUAUCCUUGCACUCCCAUGGAGCUGAGGUCUAUCGGAUAUAUGGAGGUGUCUAGCGUUGUUAGAAAUUCUAUUGGCGCCAUUCCACGCGUACCUGAUCCAGAGGAAGCAAUCGCCGCUUUGCCGAGACCUGAUUUGUCGCAAAUGAUACCAUAUAAACCGAAAGUAAAUCCCCUACCCGGUGAACAUCCAGUACCAGGCGGUUCCUUUCCGUUACCACCGGCUGCAGCUCAAUUGUGCACAAUAUUGCCACCACCUGGUUGCUUCCGGGGCCCAUUCGUUGCCGUUGAUUUACUAAUGGACGUUUUUAGUAGAAUUCAGCUACCAGAACACGCUCCAUUGCCGAUAGCGGAUAACGGAUGCGACACUAAAUUGUUUGACCUCGCGAAAUCCGUGCAUUGGAUCGUUGACGAAAGUAACGAUGGUAUGAGCAUCGGAUCGAAACGCAGGCGAACGCGUUUAGGUGGCGACGAUAGCGAAGAGGAAGAUUUGCCACCACCACCUAUAAACGACAUUUAUCGCCAAAGACAACAGAAACGAGUGAAGUAAACGCAGAAAACGAACGAAUGGAGUAAAUCGUAAGAGACGUGUAUGUAUGUGUGACAAUGUAUGAUAUGUAUGAUAUCUAAUUUGGUGUGGAUAUAUUUUUUCAUAACAAUUUUUUUCUUAUGUUAAAUCGUUAGUUCAAUCAUUACUAGCUGGAAGACUUAUUCAUAUUGCGAGAGGUACAUUACUUAUGUACAGUCAUUAAAUUCCUUGUGACACUGUGCACGAUAUUUUGAGUACUAUGUACUCGCAAACCGUAUUUUUGGUACACACAUCUUGGUUUCACUCUUCUUUAUCUAACGCAUUAUUUAGCGACAAAGAUGAACAUAAUUCUGUGUAUACAGUUAUCUGCGUUGAUUUCGUAUUAUCCCUCAUUAAUGUAAGAUUAGAUAGUGUUCAUACGAGUGUUACAUAAGAUUAUAAUUAAUAUUAAUGUAUUAUUUUUGAAAUAAGUCGUAUCUCGAUUUGUACACAAUACAAAAAAAUACUUUCUAUAAUCUAUAAUUAGAAAAAUUUCUGUGAUUUGGACGUAAGAUUAAUCGAUUUUGAGCUAUUUGGACUAAAAUUGAAAUUGUUGAAAGACUAUAAUAAUAAAACUAUUGCAAGAUAAUCUUGCAAUUUGUUUGUAAAAUUUAUUGCAACCGAGCCGCAUCUAAUAUUUUUGCCUCGAGAAAGACUUCUAUCCUGAUAUUCAUUUAAAUGUAUGUAACUUAAAGGACCAAUAAAACGAUUAAUGUGAUACAA